AUGACUAUUGACACUCCUAAAGAAGGGAUGUGGGUUCUCGGAUACGGCUCACUUAUAUGGAAGCCUCCGCCACAUUACACGUUUAGGUUACAGGGGUAUCUUACAGGCUUUAUCAGAAGGUUUUACAUGCAAUCACGAGAUCAUCGUGGUACUCCUGCUAAUCCUGGUAGAGUAGUAACAUUAGUGUCUCAUAAGGAUCUCAUAAAGAAACGGAAUGAAUACAUAGAUCAUUUAAUUGGCCAUGAAAUCCCCCUGAGUGAACAAGAAGUGCCUAUUCCUCAUGAUGCUUUAAAAGUGUGGUGUGUUGCUUAUUACAUUCCAUCGGAAAAGGUGGCGGAAGUCAAGGAGUAUUUGGAUAUACGAGAACAAGACGGAUAUUCCACACAUCAAGUCGAGUUUCAUAUUUCUCCGGAGCAUAAUAAGUGUUCUUCUAAAGAGGAAGAAGAUGUAGUGUCUGUAUUGCCUGUACACCCUAAAACCAAUCAUAAGUAUUUGACCUCAAUGAUCUAUUUAGGAACAUUGGAUAAUGAAGCAUAUAUUGGACCAGAGAAUAUCAUGGAUACUGCUCUGGUUAUAAGAACUAGUGUGGGGGAUAGCGGUAAAAAUAUAGAGUACUUGAUUGAACUAACAAAACUGAUGAGACAGUUUCAUCCUGAUACAUAUUUGGAAGAACUUCUUCGAAUUGUUGAGUCGUAA
Molecule: messenger RNA, 696 nt
Organism: Lizanozyma spartinae
Lineage: Eukaryota; Fungi; Ascomycota; Pichiomycetes; Serinales; Debaryomycetaceae
Product: gamma-glutamylcyclotransferase
Exons: 1
Coding region: 1-696 (231 amino acids)
Biological process (GO): glutathione catabolic process
Cellular component (GO): cytoplasm
Molecular function (GO): gamma-glutamylcyclotransferase activity; glutathione specific gamma-glutamylcyclotransferase activity
Source: RefSeq, a predicted model, not a curated record